AUGCUCCAGCUCAACCCAUCGCAACCACCACGUACCCCAGACCAGGCAAACACCACCACGCAAGAGCGCAUUGAAGGCUCGCCGAAACCUGCUGCCAGUCGCCUCCGAACAGCCAGUGUCCUCAACAUGUCUGGAGCCGGCUACGAUGCCGUCGUAGACGUAGAUGACGAGGGCGACCUCGGACACACCGACCUCCAGGAGGACCUCGAAUUCCACAACUCGACCUUCACGGCGCCGUCCAACAGCACGCGCAAGGGCGGCAGCGGCGGCGGCGGCUCCGGCCUGCCACCCCCGGCGACGGCGGGCUCGGGGUCCGGGUCGGGCUCGUCGAAGCGGUUCCUGUGGUCGCUGUCCUUCUACGCGCAGUUCUUCGACGUCGACACGUCGUCGGUGCUGGCGCGCUGCUGGGCCGCCCUGUACCCGCGCGCCAACUUCCUCGACGUGCUCGAGGGCAACCCGGACCUGUACGGGCCCUUCUGGAUCGCCACCACCGUCGUCUUCAUCCUCUUCAUGGGCGGCACCAUCAGCCAGUACCUGGCCUCCACGGGCAACGGGCCCUUCGUCUACGACUUUACGCUGCUAAGUGGCGCCGCCGGUCUCAUCUACGGCUACACCCUCGUGAUCCCGAUCCUCCUCUUCGGCGCCCUUCGUUAUUUCGGCUCCGAAUCGGCGAACCUGCUCGAGUGCUGGGCGCUCUACGGCUACGCCAACUUGAUCUGGAUCCCCGUGGCCCUGAUCAGCUGGUCGACCAUCCAGCUCCUCAACUACCUCUUCGUCGGCAUCGGCUUUGGCCUCUCGGUCGCCUUCCUGCUGAGGAACUUCUGGCCCGUGCUGAGCGCCACCGACCGCCAGACGAGCAAGGUGCUGCUGAUCCUGGUCGUCGCCUUGCACCUGGCGCUGGCCAUCGCCAUCAAGGUUCUGUUCUUCAAGGCCGGGAGCCCGGCGCCGAUCCAGAGUGAGCCCAAGGAGCCCGCAGAGGGUCCCGGGGCAAUGUUGCGACUCAUGUUACGCCUAUAG
This is a messenger RNA of Neoarthrinium moseri, 1017 nucleotides long. RefSeq lists its product as uncharacterized. Lineage: Eukaryota; Fungi; Ascomycota; Sordariomycetes; Amphisphaeriales; Apiosporaceae. Gene Ontology annotation, cellular component: Golgi apparatus; membrane. The record is from RefSeq and is a predicted model, not a curated record. The transcript has 4 exons. Gene Ontology annotation, molecular function: small GTPase binding. Gene Ontology annotation, biological process: vesicle-mediated transport. The coding region runs from base 1 to 1017 and encodes 338 amino acids.